Molecule: messenger RNA, 18020 nt
Organism: Prionailurus viverrinus (fishing cat)
Lineage: Eukaryota; Metazoa; Chordata; Mammalia; Carnivora; Felidae
Gene: BRWD1
Product: bromodomain and WD repeat domain containing 1
Exons: 41
Coding region: 149-6973 (2274 amino acids)
Biological process (GO): regulation of cell shape; cytoskeleton organization; regulation of transcription by RNA polymerase II
Cellular component (GO): nucleus
Molecular function (GO): protein binding
Source: RefSeq, a predicted model, not a curated record
GCGGAGGCAUCGGCGUGGCGGCGCGCACGGCAUGGCGGCGGCGGCGGCGCGCCAGAGGUAGAGGGACGCCGGCCCGCUCAGGCCUCGGCGCGGCCUACACGCUUCGCUCGCUCGCUCCCGCCCCGCGCCCCGCGCCCCGCGCCCGGCCAUGGCGGAGCCCUCGCCCGCCCGACGCCCGGUGCCCCUCAUCGAGUCGGAGCUGUACUUCCUCAUCGCCCGGUACCUAUCGGCCGGCCCGUGUCGGAGAGCCGCCCAGGUGCUGGUGCAGGAGCUGGAGCAGUACCAGUUGCUGCCGAAGAGGUUGGACUGGGAGGGCAACGAGCACAACAGGAGCUACGAGGAAUUGGUCUUGUCCAAUAAGCAUGUGGCUCCUGAUCAUCUGUUGCAAAUCUGCCAGCGCAUUGGUCCCAUGUUGGAUAAAGAAAUUCCACCCAGUAUUUCAAGAGUCACUUCUUUACUUGGUGCAGGAAGGCAGUCUUUGCUACGUACAGCAAAAGACUGCAGGCACACAGUUUGGAAGGGCUCUGCCUUUGCUGCUCUUCACAGAGGAAGACCUCCCGAAAUGCCGGUGAAUUAUGGUUCCCCACCAAGUCUUGUGGAGAUACAUCGAGGAAAACAACUCACAGGGUGUUCCACUUUUAGCACAGCAUUUCCAGGAACCAUGUAUCAGCACAUCAAAAUGCACAGAAGGAUUCUCGGACAUCUGUCUGCUGUUUACUGUGUAGCAUUUGAUAGGACAGGACAUAGAAUCUUUACAGGUUCAGAUGAUUGUUUGGUGAAGAUUUGGUCAACACACAAUGGCCGCCUAUUAUCCACAUUAAGAGGUCAUUCUGCAGAAAUUUCAGAUAUGGCGGUCAACUAUGAGAAUACGAUGAUCGCUGCAGGGAGCUGUGAUAAGAUCAUCAGAGUGUGGUGCUUGAGAACUUGUGCCCCGGUCGCUGUGCUCCAAGGACACACGGGGUCAAUCACAUCUUUACAGUUUAGCCCAAUGGCCAAAGGCUCCCAAAGAUACAUGGUCUCUACUGGUGCUGAUGGGACAGUUUGUUUCUGGCAGUGGGAUUUAGAAUCCCUGAAAUUCAGUCCACGUCCCCUGAAGUUCACGGAGAAGCCUAGACCAGGUGUUCAGAUGCUUUGUUCUUCUUUUAGUGUUGGUGGUAUGUUUUUAGCCACAGGUAGUACUGAUCAUGUAAUCAGAAUGUAUUUUUUGGGUUUUGAAGCACCUGAAAAAAUCGCGGAACUUGAAAGCCACACGGAUAAAGUUGAUAGCAUCCAAUUUUGUAACAAUGGUGAUCGGUUCUUAAGUGGUAGCAGAGACGGAACAGCAAGGAUUUGGAGAUUUGAGCAGUUGGAAUGGAGAAGCAUUUUAUUGGAUAUGGCGACCAGAGUCUCAGGGGAUUUAUCUUUGGAAGAGGAAAGGUUUAUGAAACCCAAAGUAACAAUGAUAGCUUGGAAUCAGAAUGAUAGCAUUGUUGUCACAGCCGUGAAUGAUCAUGUCCUUAAAGUGUGGAAUUCUUACACUGGACAGCUGCUUCAUAACUUACUGGGACAUGCUGAUGAAGUCUUUGUCUUGGAGACGCAUCCCUUUGAUUCCAGAAUUAUGUUAUCUGCAGGACACGAUGGCAGCAUAUUUAUAUGGGAUAUUACAAAAGGCACCAAGAUGAAACAUUAUUUUAAUAUGAUUGAAGGACAAGGACACGGAGCUGUUUUUGACUGUAAAUUUUCACAGGAUGGACAGCAUUUUGCCUGUACAGAUUCGCACGGACACCUUCUGAUAUUUGGGUUUGGAUGCAGCAAGCCAUAUGAAAAGAUUCCUGAUCAGAUGUUCUUCCAUACCGACUAUCGACCACUGAUUAGAGAUUCUAAUAAUUAUGUCUUAGAUGAACAAACUCAGCAGGCUCCUCACCUUAUGCCUCCACCGUUCUUGGUAGAUGUAGAUGGAAAUCCUCAUCCAACUAAGUAUCAGAGAUUAGUGCCAGGCCGAGAAAAUUCCGCAGAUGAACAUUUGGUUCCACAGCUAGGCUAUGUGGCAACAAGCGAUGGAGAAGUGAUUGAACAAAUUAUAAGCCUCCAAACCAAUGAUAAUGGUGAACGCAGCCCCGAGUCCAGUGUUCUUGAUGGGAUGAUAAGACAGUUACAGCAGCAGCAGGAUCAGAGACUGGGAGCAGAUCACGAUACCGUUCCAAGUGGACUUCCCAGUGGGGAAGAAACACCCCGAAGAGGUUUUAGAAGACUGAGCUUAGAUAUCCAGUCCCCUCCAAAUAUUGGUCUGCGUCGUAGCGGACAAGUGGAAGGUGUUCGUCAGAUGCAUCAGAAUGCUCCACGCAGUCAGAUUGCUACUGAGCGUGACCUGCAGGCUUGGAAACGAAGAGUGGUUGUACCAGAGGUACCACUAGGCAUAUUUAGGAAAUUGGAAGACUUCAGAAUAGAGAAGGGUGAAGAGGAAAGAAAUCUUUAUAUAAUAGGAAGAAAAAGGAAGACUCUCCAGCUCACACAGAAGUGUGAGUCGCUGGCGCUGCUGUCCCAGUCCCGGCAGAGGACGUGCAGGCGCAGGCGCCUGAAUUACAGUCGAAGAAAUCUUGGGCGGCUUGAGCUGUCUUCUGGAAAUGAAUCUUCGAGCUCUGGAAGACACGAGUCUUCCUGUGAUCAGAGUGAAGGUUCUUGCUCUUCUGAAGAAGAGGAGUGGAGGAGUGACAGGAGGAGUCAGAGUGACAGCGAAAGUUCAAGUGACUCAUCAUCUAGAUACUCUGACUGGACAGCUGAUGCAGGCAUCAAUUUGCAGCCUCCUUUACGAACGUCAUCACGUCGACGAGUUACCCGCUUUUGCAGUAGUUCAGAGGAUGAAAUGUCUACUGAGAAUUUAUCUCCUCCAAAAAGGAGACGAAAGAGAAAGAAAGAAAAUAAGCCUAAAAAAGAGAGCUUGCGGAGGAUGACUCCGGUGGAGCUUGCAAAUAUGGAACAUUUAUAUGAAUUUCACCCUCCCGUGUGGAUAACGGACACCACACUUCGAAAGUCUCCUUUUGUUCCUCAGAUGGGUGAUGAGGUAAUCUAUUUUCGACAGGGUCACGAAGCUUAUAUUGAGGCUGUCAGAAGAAAUAACAUUUAUGAACUGAACCCUAAUAAGGAGCCAUGGAGAAAAAUGGAUCUUAGGGAUCAAGAGUUGGUCAAAAUAGUUGGAAUACGAUACGAGGUUGGGCCCCCUACGCUCUGUUGCCUCAAACUAGCAUUUAUAGAUCCUGCAACUGGAAAACUUUUGGACAAAUCUUUCUCUAUUAGAUACCAUGAUAUGCCGGAUGUCAUUGACUUUCUUGUACUGCGUCAAUUUUAUGAUGAAGCAAGACAGAGGAAUUGGCAGUCUUGUGAUAGGUUCCGUUCUAUCAUUGAUGAUGCUUGGUGGUUUGGAACAGUGCUAAGUCAAGAGCCAUAUCAGCCGCAGUACCCUGAUAGUCAUUUCCAGUGCUACAUCGUUAGGUGGGACAAUACUGAAAUUGAAAAACUUAGCCCAUGGGACAUGGAACCAAUUCCUGAUAAUGUUGACCCACCUGAAGAGUUAGGAGCUAGUAUUUCUGUCACUUCCGAUGAGCUAGAGAAAUUACUCUACAAACCUCAAGAUGGUGAAUGGGGCCAGAAAUCGAGAGAUGAAGAAUGUGAACGAAUUAUUAGUGGUAUAGACCAACUUUUGAAUCUUGACAUAGCAGCGGCUUUCGCAGGGCCAGUUGAUCUCUGUACGUACCCGAAGUAUUGCACCGUAGUAGCUUAUCCAACCGACCUCUACACGAUUCGAAUGAGGCUCGUUAAUCGAUUCUACAGGAGGCUAUCUGCAUUAGUUUGGGAAGUCAGAUACAUAGAACAUAAUGCCAGGACAUUUAAUGAGCCUGAAAGUGUAAUUGCAAGAUCAGCUAAGAAGAUAACUGACCAACUUUUAAAAUUUAUCAAGAAUCAAGACUGUACACAUAUCUCAGAACUUUCUAACACUUCCGAAAAUGAUGAGCAAAAUGCCGAGGAUUUGGAUGAUAGUGAUCUUCCUAAAACAUCUUCUGGAAGAAGGAGAGUCCGUGAUUGGAAAAAAACGAGCAUCAAAGCCACCAACUAUGUUGAAAAUAACUGGAAGAAACAGUGUAAGGAACUGGUGAACUUAAUUUUUCAGUGUGAAGAUUCUGAACCAUUUAGACAACCUGUUGAUUUGGUUGAAUAUCCAGACUACCGAGAUAUUAUAGAUACUCCAAUGGAUUUUGGAACAGUAAGGGAAACUUUAGAAGCAGGAAAUUAUGACAGCCCUUUGGAAUUUUGCAAAGACAUCCGGUUGAUAUUUAGCAAUGCAAAAGCAUAUACACCAAACAAAAGAUCAAAGAUUUACAGUAUGACCUUGAGAUUGUCUGCCUUAUUUGAAGAAAAAAUGAAGAAAAUCUCCUCUGAUUUUAAAAUUGGUCAAAAAUUCAAUGAAAAACUUCGAAGAAGCCAGAGGUUCAAGAGACGGCAAAAUUGUAACCGUGUCAGUCAGGCCAACAGAAGUAUCAGAAAUAUCAAACAGAAGCGGUUAAAAUCUCAGACAAAAGUAAUUCCUGAAUUGGUGGGUUCUCCUGCCCACUCUCCCUCCAGUAGGGGUGCCUAUUCUGCAGGCCGUAAGACAGGUGCUAGUGUCUCUUCGGGCGUGACUUCUGGGGACUCCUCAGAUUCGGCAGGAUCGUCAGAAAGAAUGAGAAGACUUAGGACUGUCACUCUGAAAAAUGGCUCCACGUUAUCUGAAAGUGAAAUGGAAGAUUCCUUAGGUACCUCUUCAUCUUCAGCUUCAAAUAGUUCAGAGGAAAGCAAAGAGAGUUCAAGACCUCGGGAAUCUUCCUUACGUAGUGGGCUGGCCAGAAGCAGUAAUCUCCGGGUGACCAGAACCAGAGCUGCUCAAAGGAAAACUGGUCCAGUUUCUUUAGAAAAUGGAUGUGGCAGAAAAGCCACUCGAAAGAGAGUCUAUUUAAGUGACUCUGAUAAUAAUUCAGUGGAGGCUGGUGAGAGCCUAAAAGCCAGGGCUGGAAAUAACCGGAAAGUGCUACGAAAGUGUGCUGCUGUGGCUGCCAAUAAGAUCAAGCUGAUGAGCGACGUCGAGGAGAACUCUAGCUCUGAAAGUGUCUGUUCUGGCCGGAAGCUGCCUCACCGUAAUGCUUCUGCUGUGGCUAGAAAAAAGUUAUUACACAAUUCUGAAGAUGAUCAGAGCUUAAAGUCAGAAAUUGAAGAAGAGGAGCUAAAAGAUCACAAUCGACCAUCACCACUGUCCAAUUCUCAUGCUGCCCAGAAUACUGUGAAUGAAUCUGAAAAUGGGGAUUCAGAGUCAGAAAGUGACUUACGAGUAGCCCGAAAAAAUUGGCAGGCCAAUGGUUACAAGUCUCAUACUCUGGCAACUUCUAAAACAAAAUUUCUUAAGAUAGAGUCUUCUGAGGAAGACUCUCAAAGUCACGAUUCAGAUAAUGUACAGAACAGAACUGCUGGUCCGUCAACCUCUGGGCAGAAACUUAGGGCAAAAAGCAUCUCCGAGGAAGAGGAAGAAGCAGAUUCCGAACCGGGAAAGUAUGCUGGUAGAAAGUACAACACAGGUCGCAAGAAUCUUACUUUCCUUAAAAAAGCAAAGAUCUUCAGUGAUUCUGAGGACUCCGAAUCCGAACGGCGAGAUCGAGAAGAUGGCCGAUGUCAUGAAAUGGACACCAACCCGAUCAGAGGGGGUUUGAAGCGUGAACCAAUUGCUGGGUCCCAGUGUUUCUCAGAUCAUGUAUCUGAGACCGAUUUGGAUUCAGAUGAUGACAAAACAAAAGAAAAACCCAACAGUUUUGUGAGAGAUUCUCCAUCACAAGACCAUGGACAAAGCAGAAAGGUUUCCAGGAAAAGGGUCUGCUCCAGUGACUCAGACAGCAAUUCCAAGGUGAAGAAGAAGUCCUCAAAAGCCAAAACGCGACCCCUCAGGACUCCUCGAAGAAGUGCCAGCACCGCCGCCGGGAAGAUCAAGCUCGUGAGCGACGCGGAAGACGGCAGUUCGGGCAGCGUGUGCACUAGAAGCCGACACGGGAGGAAGAAGCCCGUCCCUGCCGCCUGUGCCUCUUCGGCCCCGAAGAUGGGGAGCGAUUCGGAGGGAGCCGCAAGCUGUGAAGUGCCGGACGAGCCGUGUGCUUGCGGAGGGGGCCCGGGAGGCGGUCCUGCGGAGCCGGAGGGCCACUCCGACUCGGAAGGUGCGCGCAGUUCCGAGCGCGGGGGCAGGCGCGCCCGGGGCCCCAGGGCGGACGGGGCGCCUCCCCAAGCCAGGCAUUCCUCCGCCGGGUCUUCAGGGGAAGAGUCGAAAAGCCAUAUUCCAGGGGGCGAGACGGGCAGGAAGAAGGUUUCCGCGGAGGCCGCUUCGGAGCAGAAAGCGGCUGCGGAGCCCAGCUUCGAGGAGGAGCUGAGUUACGGGCUGCGCAGGUGGAACGGCCGGCGGCUCCGGACCUACGGGAAGGCGCCGCUGCGGGGGGCGGCGGCGGCGGCGGCGGCGGGGGCGGGGGCGGGGGUGGAAGCCGAGGCCGGGCGCAAGAGGCUGCGCCCGGAUCCGGGGGAGGCCCCGGGAACCGCGGCGCGGGGGGCGGCCCGGGGCGCGCGCGCCCCCAGCCCCAGCCCCAGGUCCGCGUCCGAGCCGGCCUCCGCCACCGAGUCCGACGGGGACUGUGCCGACGACGCCAACACCAAAAAGAGGAAAACGAAGGGAAAAGCAAAGGCCGCCGGAAAAGGUAAAGCCUGUGCGGCCGCCGCGUCCCGAAGCGCGCGGCGGCAGAGACAGAGCAAACGGCCCAGGUUGAGUGUGGACGAUAACGACUGGGAAGAUCUGGACUAUGCAAAGUCGAAAAGAGGGCUUCGGCGCUCGAAAAUAAAAACGAGGAAUCAGGGCAGAAGGACCGUGAGAUACCACGACGGGGAUGAUGACAGAAGCUUAGAGAACGGGAUAGAUUUUGAUGAUUGCACCUUAUGACCUUGAGAGAAAACCAGUUCAUUCGAAGAGGAAAUGGACUGGAAUUUAUGGUGAAAGCUGGCUGUUGAAAUUAUUUUUUGUCCUACAAUUCAGGGAAUAUAUUUAUAUUUUUCUAUGAAAAGUUAUGAAUGUGACUAAAUCAUGACUGUUAUUUUUAUUUGCACUUGCUUGCCUUUGUAGCAGCGUUCAGCACAGGUGCCAAAAUAUGCUUCAUUUUGGGGGCAGAUCUACUUUGACAGUAUUGAACUACAGAGAGCAAGGAUUUGAAGUAUGUUCAACACUAGACAUCCUGGUUGUCAAAACCAAUAAGCAUUACUUUCACGGUAGCAAGUGUCAUGCAGUCAUUUGCUGAGUGUGUCCAGAGGUGGUAGUUUCUAACCCCUGUUCUGUUGUCGUAGAACAAUUUCACCCGUGGCCUAUGUUUACAGAUUCUUCAUAAAUAUUAUGUGCAUACUGACGGAUCGAUCAUGGGAGGUGUAACCAUGAUUAGUAGGCGAGGUACCUACCACUUUUUUUUUUUUUUUCUUUUCUUUUAUUUCCCUGGCUACUUGAGCAGAAUGCAUUAUACCAGAUUUGGUCAUUUUCAUUCAAAUGGUUUCUCUCCAAAUGCUGUUGGGUCUUUUCUCUCUUUUUCUUUAUUUUUAAGGAAAAUGUCAUCACUUUUAUUUUAUAAACUUGAAUUUAUAAAGUGCUGGUAAAUUAUUUUUUAAAAUGUUUGGAUUGUAUAUUUUAAACCUCGAAGGCCCCAAGCAUAGCCCUGGCAUUUUCUUUUAAGUUGUGCACUAACAGAAUGCUAUAUAAUUUGUCUUUCCAAGAUCUCCUGAUUUCUGUGUAAGGGAUUUAACCAAAAUCUUGGUCUUCCAUAGUCUUACUCUGUGAAAUAGAGGAGUUUGUGUGCCUUAGAUUUAGGAAAAGUGUGUUCUUUAAUAGAGUGUACAGGGCCAAGAGAGUAUUUAAAUUAUACGUAGAUCCCCCCCCCCCCCCCCAUUUCCAUUGAGAUUGUAGAGUUCAGUUUUGUUAAGAGUGCAAUCGCAAAUCUCAUCUAUAUAGGGAAAUAGUUCAAUGUCAUUCUCCACCUCUCUGUUUUAGCUUACUGCUGCCAUGUGCAAUCCCGAGCAUUCUUGGCGGGGGCAACUCAGUGCAUCUUUUGUUAGUGACCCCUAGUUUAAGAAACUGUCUUGUGCUGUGGGAGAAGACUUUUGGAAUCCAUUCAAAGUGAAACUUCUAUCACAUCAUCAAAUACCAUAGUACACUUAUUUUUGAGCCAAAUAUUUUUGCUUGAUAGGUUGUGCUACUCCGUAGAGUGUAGGUGGCCAUUCCUAGCUUGUUUGUGCCUGAAGAUGGACUUGAUUCCAAUGGUUUACAUAUUUCGUAGCUGAGGAGUAUGUUGCAGUACUCCUACCUCUGUUAUUUAUUGGCCCUGUGUUUGGUGUCAGACAAAAUUAAUCCUCUUCUCCUGUGUAUGCUUAAGGUGGCAGAUACGGAAAAGCAUCAGACUCUGGUAUCAAUGUUAGAGAAUGUUCUUAAGUUUGUUACUUUUUAGUCAUCUAUUCUAUUUGACAUGGUAGAAGGUACUUUCUAUUCUGAUGUAAGGGGAAGGAUGUUUUUGGACAUUACCAACCGAGACAGGUGGGAUACCUGUCUCUCCUUUGGUUGUUUGGAGAGCUGUCGCCGCUUCAAAACUAUGAUGCUCUUCUUCUCAAAGCUUGUGUUGAGGGUAUAGUACAGAGAGUGAUUCAGGAGAAUUGUCCUUGACUAUUGACCUGAAGAAAUUAAUGGAAUGUUCUUUACUUCCCUAGUUUUAAGAAAUGGUGAUAGAUGUCAUUUUCAUUAAUUUAUUUAAACUCUUCUUAAGCUUCUCUGUUUUAUAUCUAUUCUCAGGGUUAUAACUCCAUGUUUACCAUCAUCUGCAAAAAGGUACCAAAAAAAUCCAUAAAUAAAAAUAUAGAAUACAUUCUAAAACUAUAAAUUAUUUUGUAAGGUGAUACUUUGAUCAUUUAGGCUUCAUCGGUAGAACUAUUCUUAAUCUUUUGGCCUGAGUUAACUGGUCAUAGAUUGGCUGGUCAACCAAUUACUGAUUUUUCUUUCUGUCCAAAACGGUUAGACCUUUGUAUAUAGAAAGCAGUGUUUUGGUUUCAUCUGGGGAAAAAAAAAAACCAAGAAUUUGUCCUGGUGACUUUGAAGGCAUGGUUGACAGUGGUAGCUUCUCCAGUUCUGAAGUAAAACUAAGGGAUUAUAGUGAGAAUCAUUUUUAUGGGUUUUUUUGGUCAUGGUGCUAUUCCUAAGGUUAACUUUGAAUAUGUGACACACACUCGUAAGUACUUUAAGGAAAAUUAAUAAAUAAUUAAUAGUUCAAAAUGUUUACAUUGAGCACUAGAACAUGUUUGACUUUUUUUCUACUUUAUGCGAAUUGCGCAGGGAUUUAAUGCACGGAUGUACUUUAAUGUGUUUGGGAUCAGUUUGUAUUUUCUUGUGAAAAAGACAAAAGGUUGCAAAUUGAAUGUGAACCGAUCCAGAAGUAAGUGCUAUCUGGCUUUCCAUUGCACUUGAAGUAACUUGAUGGUGUACAUGAAAACAAACCAGAACGAAACUACUGUGGUCGUGUAUGUCCAAAGCCCUAUGAUUUUAUUCCUUUAUGGUUGGAAAAAGGUCUGUGGUUAUCAGACUUGAUUUUUGAUUCCUUCGAAAGUAUUAAGGAAAAAAGAUGUCAAACAUUUAAAAAAUAGCUGAGGUUUAAAAAGCAUUUUUUUCGUAUCAUACUUAUUUUAAAAGGGUAUACUGACAAUGUGUAGUAACUUCUGAAUAAAAGGGAAAGUGUAUCCCAUUUUCAGAUACUUCUUAGGGUGGUCGUUCUCCCUUUUUUAUUUUAGGGGGAAUCUCUGAUUAAAUCCUUUCUCAAUUUAGAAAUGCUUGGAAAGAAUGAUAAAGCAUUUAUUCACAGCUUCUUAGUUACAACAUAAGAGUUUCUUCUAAAUAGUAGAGAGUCGUACCUAAAAAAGCAAAUUAAUUUUAUAAUAUGAAAAUGGGGAGAAGAAUUUCUGUUCGGGGAAAAGGCACUUCAGAACCUGGAAUUGCAAAUGGAAAAGGAGAUCUGAAGCCAAAAGAAAUGCCAUCUUGAAAGUAUUACUGUCCCUAAAUAAUAAGACCUGUCACUGAAUCUUCAUGCUCCAUUGGUUAAUGACAUCUUAGGUAAAACAUUCUUAGAAGCCUCCCUACUUAGAAGGGUUCCUACUACAUCCCCUGUCCCUCUCCUAGCCUUUUAAAAUAACCAGAACACAGAAUGUAUUAACUAAAGUGUAGUGCUUUAAAAAACCAAAUUGAAAGGAUUUUAAUCUCUUUUGUCAGUGCACAUUGAACUUGAUCGUGCCGCUUGAAAACAAUGAGGUUUGUGUGUCAGUAGAAUGCAAGAGUGUUGUUCAAGGCGCUCACGAUAUUUUUAGUUUUCCUUCCUACUCUACCGUAUUGGUUUUUUUGAGUAACUUUUAAAUGGCUAGAACAGGUCGGGUGUGCCUUGCCCUUUAUAGCUGAACUAUCAGCUCCCCCCUUUUUGUCCGUAUUAAGUCAGCGUAUUUACUUUCUCGAGCACCUUGUAGUUGUCCACAAACACUUCAGCACCUUACACUGUAUGGAACUUGUAGUUCAGUUAUCUCGUGGUAUGAUGGAAUGCACCAGAGCGCCUUCACUGCGGAAGAACUUUCCAUUAUUACCUAAGUCGAUCUCUCAACUCCCGCUGUGGAUAGCAGCAAAUAAUAAAGCAGAAAUCGUAAGAAAUUUGCAGCUUCACUGUUUAAGACUGUCUUGAUUCCAGUAUUUGGGAACAAAGACCAAACCCAAGUAUAAUUUGUCAAAGCCAGGGAGAAAAUGGAACAUUGUGGAAAAAUCUAGUCCAACCAGAUUAGCACAUGCUAAUACCACUUUGGUAGCUCAAAAUUGUGAAUUAAUGGAGAGGAUUAAAGUGUAAAGACUAUAAUGGCGAGGGCUGUGUUGUCUUUUCUCACGUUUUGAGUUUUUCGUAGCUAUUUUCUUAAACUGUAGAUGUUGCCUUAAGGGUAUGUGGGAAUUCUCAAAGUUGAGAGAUUUUUACCAGUUCCUGAUAAUCUGCCAAGCUGGUUCCUAAUACAUUGUUAAUUUGGUAGAAAAAUAUGAAGACCUUUUCUUGGUGUCUCCUCAAGGAUUGCUUGUGUGGAUCUGAUGUAGGGAGGUUGGCUGGGGCCAGUUACAACAUCGGGGUCUUCAGAUCUGCAGGCUCUCUGUCUUUGGCAGCCUGUAAGUAACUGUAGACUGUCAGGACUGAUAGCUUCACUGAAUUUAAUUGUCAGUGUUUCCGUAUACUUUCUGGUCAUACUUUAGUUUUUAAGGUAAUUUGAAGGUAAGUUUUUAUCAUUUAUUAAAACCUCUGUUGGGAAUUUGGGCUCCUAAAGAGGCUUCUGACUGACCCAGCUGGAACGAGACGGCCAGCUAGAGUUUGCCUGGACCACAAGCGGCCAGCCUGGCCUACGGGGAUGUUGUUUAGAAGUUAUUACCCUUUUUGAUCAGUGGCUAAAUGUCGAAAGUGAUCUUUCAUUUUUAAUAUAUUGAAGGUAAUUUUCUAGGUGCUGAUCCUCGCUUAGUCCUUGGACCAUACGCACACAUUCAGCUCACCUAUGAAACUCUAACCGUUUCACUGGAGCCAGACAAAAAGGCAGAUCUUUAGAAGAUUUUCCACUCGCACACAAGAUCUUGCAAAACUUUAACUUUCUAAAUAAACUCAUUACCAUGCCUGACUCUCGGUUGGUAUCUAGGAACCAGUUUAAUUUUUUUUUAGUUACUAAAAGAGUAUAUAUAAUAAACUUAAUGUUAUCCUACUGACAAGUAAAAGGUUUUUUCUUUCCUUUUUUAAACUACUUCAAGCCUUCUAGCUGAUUCAUUCCAUAAGGUCUGCAGGAGGCAGCCAAUUUCCCUUGCAACUUAUCUUUACGGUUUCUCAAACAGCUUACUGUCCACUUGUGACUAGUUUCUCUAGCAGGCAGAACGCGGGGCCACACUGUGUUGGAUGGGCCAGGAGGACUGAAGGGAGACUAGAGAUGGGCUUGAAAGGGGGUUGGCGUGGGAUUGUCUGUGCCCUGCUGCUUCUCUUCGGUGAAGUAAUAAAGUAGUCGAAAACCAGUGUUUAUUUCUGAUACCCUCUCCUGCCAAACAGUUCGAAAUGCUCUGAGAGCUAUCUAAAGUUUACUAAACAGAUAGAUACAGGAUCGUCGAAUUCAUGCUUGAUAGAACUUUUAUCAGAUUUUUAGAAAAAACUUGCAGUAGUCAUCACAAGUCUUUGAGAAUCGUAAGAAUGACUGUCACCAGUUAACUGCUGAAGACGAGAGAGAGCUGUAUAGCGAUGAGCUACUCAGCCGUAGAGGCAGAACAAAACCAAGUUCUGUGGUGCCCAUCACGGAGUGUGCUGCAUUUAUUCAACCAUAAGAGUGACCAAGCUGGCAAAGAACAACUCUUGAUUAGGGAAUUAUUUCUGACAAGCUCAGGAUCCCGUGUGGCCCCAGUGUAGAGGCUGACUUCUCAGUGUUAAUUAACCAACUCACCCGGAAAAUAGAAGUGUUCCGUUCUGGGAGUUACAGGGAACACGUUAGUCUACAGUCAUCCUCUACAGAGACUUUCCCGUGUAUGGGAUCUUUUUGGAAACUUACGCUUUUGGAGGGAUGACUGUCAGUGACAAAUGCUGUUUGUUUCCUGAGUUUUGAUCAUUUUAUUAUCAGUGAAGGGCAGACAGUGAAGAAAGGGCAUCUCAGACUGACUCUGUCAAAAGCCUUGCUUGAGGGAGGUGGUUGUGUUUUGCAACUAAAAGGUUUCUCCUCUGUGGAUUGAUAACCCGCCACAGCAGCCACUGACCUCAGUACUUCAAAAGUAUGUAAAAUAGGCUAGCACAUUUUCAUUUUCAGACGUGCUUUUAUCAUCUUCCAUUCUCAGAUUUGUUUUUAAUACUGCAGUUAAAAAUGCGAUGAGAUUAAAAUUUUUCAUCCUUCUAUAGCAGUGAUGUGAAGUUUAUUCUGGGUUUAGGAAGACAGUUUUGUAUUAAGUAUCAUAAUUGGAAUAUGAUUAGUCCUUAACACAUAGAAGCUUAGAGAUGCUUGCUUUGACUCAAAACGGAUGUCUGCAUCCAAGUUCCUAUUCACCACAGAGCGUCUUAGAAUACAGUGAUCUGGGCGUUAGAAUUAAAGUGGUCCCCCAGGUGAACUGUGAUGGAGUGCUACUACGCAUGCACGUUUUCGUUCCACGAAUGAGGUUUUUGCCAUCCCCCAAUAGGGAGUCAUUUAUAGGAAAGCAGCAGUGCCUCAGGCUCUCACUGCUCCAGGACACGUGACUCACCAAGCCCCACCAAGACCUGCUAGGACAGUUCGACUUGGGGGACUGUACUGACUGGUUAGUAUUAAGUGACACUGUCCCAUAUGUAUUGUUAGAGUAGUGGCCUCCAAAACUUUUAAGCUUGUACCCUGACCUCUAGAUUGGACUUCUCUCUAACCCUGAAUUAUCCUGUAUAUAUUUGUAAAAACGAUUUGUAGUUUUCUCAAGGAGAGUAAAGCACUUUAUAAUUUGCCAAGUUCUCAGUAAUAAAAUUGACCCCGACUUACGUGUACAUACUAUUUUUUAACAAUUUCCCACACUGUCACUCUUCUGUGUUCCUCAGAUUGCUUUUAUCUUCACCUUGUGAGCUUUCCACUUUAGGUCUGAGGCUAGAGCUACGGCUCCAUCAAGCUGGAGCGGCUGUCUACACUAGCACGGACUCUUCUCCCCCGUCUUGACGUACUAACUUAUUGGAAGUUCAGAUUUUCUUAAAGUACUUUUAAAAGCCUGAUCAGAGUUUCUUCAAUAGAAUCUUAACUGUUUUCCCUCAUUUUGGAUUACAAAUAAGCACUUAUUCAAACGAGUUCGUGUUAGUAUUUUACCAGGUUCCUAAACGGUCAAUACAGGUACUGCCAUCAGUACAUCAAAAAGGAAUUCAUUGCUGCACCUGAAGUCCUUGUGUCCCAAAGAAAUCCUUAGUUGCGAUAGGAUUUUCUCCAUACUAUCGACGUGUUGUUGAGAUUGAUCUGGUUGGCCGCUUUUAAUGUUUCAACGCGCAAAUGGAUGUGGUUGAGUGACUCUGGUGCGUGUCCUCAUCCCCACUGUAAGUCGAAUUUCACCUUAAUUUUGUUACACGCUUAGAAAAGCCUCAUUUGUCUGUCGUAGCAUGUUAAUUUGCCUUCUGGUAUUUGCCUAACAUUGACGUAAUGUGCCGAGGGUUCAUUUUGGAUCGGGGGUUGCUUUGCAGAGACUGUAGUUCGCACCAAGCAUUCCCGAGAAGAGGCCCUUCCGGGCAAACGCCCUGCUCUUCAGGCCGCUUGUGCGAGCGAGGGCCCAGAGCCCGCCAGGCGGUGCUGCCCAACGGGCCGGGGGAUGAGCUCAGGCCGUUCAAGAAGUGCCGUUUUUGCAAUGCCUGGUGACUUCCGUUGAACAAAACGUGUUACCUUUAGAAAUAGGAUUUCACUGGAAACGCAUAUACGGCACCUAAUUGGCCAAAGGGCCUGCUGCACUUGGGGGGGGGGGGGUGUUGCUUUUAGGAUAGCAGCUCCUCACCUGCUCCGGGGGAGCUCUGUCACGGGUCUUGGAGAAAGCACAUCUUUGAAAUGAGUGUCACAGAGUUAGGGCCAAAUCUGAAGGGCUUUCCUUUCGAGAGCAGAAGACUUGUCCUCAAUUCUUUACUAAUGAACGUGUCAGUCAACAGAAGCCCGUUUUCACCUGCAACUCCUUUGCCCUUGGUGACGGAAGGACAAACCUCUCCGUUCAUAAAGGAAAAGCUGGGAAGGUUCACUGCGAUAGAAUAAUAGCAUCGCGUGAUGGCCGACAGAACGAAAUGAGCCCUCAUCUUCUCGGCUUUUGUAGUGAAAGGGACCCAGUGGGAGAGAAUGCGGAUGUCAAGGGGGGGAAUUUCAGUGAUCUAUAGCCUGUUCGAACCGACUGCUGACUGUCUGGAAACUUGAGGUGCGGUCCUGCAAACUCCCCCCCCCCCCCCCCCCCCCCCCCCCCCGGCAAGACUUGUGUGCCUUUUCAAUGGUUUUAGGUAGUUUGACUUAAUGGCUGCAAGACCGGAUGGAUGGCCAGCUGAUGAGGCCUAGCAUUCAGGGGCUGAUGCACUUUAGGUGCGUUUGAGAUACAGGUUUUCCCACCACUGGCAAGUAGGGCGCUCCUGGGAAUCUUCCUAAGCCCAAACAGCAUAAAGCAGAGAUGCAACUAUGCCAUUAACUUCUAUGGGAAAAACUGGGGUCAUAUGCAGACCCUGAAAAAUGACCCGUCAGGCUUCUCUGAUACCUUAGGACAUGCUAACAUGCACAAAGUCAGCGGAGGUCAGGCCCAGGUGAUCGGACAGUUCCAAGAGCUCUGGCAGCGGGGGAGGGGGCUUGGUGGGCGGUGCGCCUCUGGAAAACGUUGCUGUCAGAGCCAACACCGAACGCUGUUUGUGCUUUUCAGGCUUUUUCUUUCUUUCUUAGUGUUUGUUUAUUCUUGAGAGAGAGAGACAGAGCAUGAGCGGGGGAGGGGCAGAGCGAGAGAGGGAGACAGAAUCCGAAGCAGGUUCCAGGCUCCGAGCUGUCAGCACAGACACCGAUGUGGGGCUCGAACUCACCAACCGAACCGUGAGAUCAUGACCUGAGCCGAAGUCAGACGCUUAACGACUGAGCCACCCAGGCGCCCCUUUUGGCUGGCAAAACCAGGCAGGUCUGUUGUAAAAGCCAGGUGACAUCACGCAAACUUCCAAAAAGUGGAGAAUGUCUGUACUUCUGCCCUAGAAGUGCACUGAUCAUUCCUGGAUUUGAAAUUUGCAAAUGCAGCUUUGAGACCCGGGCAGAAAUAAAAAGGAUGUGAGCCCACCUAAGCUGGUAGACGCAGAGCGGUGGCAUAACAUCAUGUGACUUGGUACAACUGGGACGGAUCCCCAGCCACACCGAGCAAGUUGCUUCUGGACAGCUUUUAGUCUUGCCUUUUGACAGUGGGGCCCCUCCAGUUUGUAGCUCUCAGCUACAGCAACACCUCCUCAAAGGGAGCUUUCCUUGCCCUUUCUAGAAGGUGUCCUCAUGGCUCCCAACACUUUUUAGUCCUUACAGCAACUAGAGUUCCAGGUAUAGAAUUAGUUUGCUUUAGAAUCCUUAUCCUGAUCCUCUGGAUGCCUGGCAUAUACCUUGCUGAGAAAAUAUCUGAAUAAUAAAUGAAACCAGGAUUUAAGAAUUACAGUUAAAUAAAAUGCUCAAAUAGUUGAAAAAAUGGACCUAGGAUUAAAACCAUAUUUUAGUUCUCUAAAAUGAAUAGGCAGUUCCUUUUUAUCUGCCGGUUCAUGUUUUUUUGGCUAAAGGUGUUGGAAUUAACACUUUCAGGACUGUCUUGAAGCAGAGCUGAUAGUCGUGAUGGCAUUGCUUUCUCAUUUAGGUUCCAGGAAAAUUAUUUCAAAGCUCAUUGAAUAUCCUAAGCUAGUUCGACAUACUUUUAGAAACAAUACCAAAAAUUUAGUGCUUUAUGAUGCCACAGGUACCUUCUCAGAAGCCUGGUACUGUUUUAAGUGACUGUUCUCUUUCCAGAUUGGAGAGUAUACCUGGUGGCAUACUACUCAAGACUUCCUUUUGUAGGUGUGGAGGUGGGAGUAGUAUCACUGAUGAUAAUCACUUACGUUUUUCCUUAUUUGGCAGUGUGAAUAGUUAAAAACAUUUUUUUAACGUUUAUUUAUUUUUGAGAGAGACAGCGUGCGAGCAGGGUAGGGGGAGGGAGAGAGGGAGACACACAGUCCGAAGCAGGCUCCAGGCUCUGAGCCGUCAGCACAGAGCCCGACGCGGGGCUCGAACUCACGAAUCACGAGAUCAUGACUGAGCUGAAGUCGGACGCCCAACCGACUGAGUCACCCAGGUGCCCCAAUGAGUAGUUUUAAAACUUCCGAUCUGGGGAUUUGUUAUUGAGGAACAUAAGCAGCGGUAAAGUCUUGUGUUGCAAGUGUUUGCAUUUAUGUGAACUUUCACUCAUUUUUCAGACUCUGUUCCCGGAGAUAGAGAACCCAAUACAAAAGUGAGAACGUGUAUGCAGCAUCAUCAGGAUGCAGUGCCAAUGCCUCAUGAAAUUCUGAAAGCAGAAAUGGUACCUGAGAAAGUUCCCCGUAGAUGUGCUACUGUGGCUGCAAAUAAAAUAAAAGUAGGAGUAAUCUAAAGGAAAAGCUUUCAGGACCAGAAAAUGUCUGGAUUAGAAAGAGCAGCAGAAAACUGCCCCAUCGAAGUGCGGCUGCUGUGGCUAAGGAAAAGUUACCGAGUGUUUAUAAAGAGGAGGAUACAAGCAUAAAUUCAGGAAGUGAAAAAGAACCAGAAGGUAUUAAUAGCACAGCGCUUUUCUUAAGGCGUUCAGAUCCUGGAAAGAAAAAGCACAAUAAUGACUAGGAAAAUGUAGGAGUGAUUUGAAUUUGGAUUCAAUCAGGGAUUGUAUCUGAUUGGACACAGUCAGAUACAAAUAAACUGGCAGUUGCAUUCUGCUCCUAGCUUGAAGUUAAUCCCUUGUUGGCACUUUCUGAGGAAUUUUCUUUUCUUUUCUUUUUAAUGUUUAUUUUUGAGAGAGAGGUAGAGUGUGAACGGGGGAGGGGCAGAGAGAGAGGGAGACACAGAAUCCGAAGCAGGCUCCAGGCUCCGAGCUGUCAGCACAGAGCCCGACGCGGGGCUCGAACUCAAAGGCCCUGAGAUCAUGACCUGAGCCGAAGUCGGACGCUUAAGCAACCGAUUGAGCCACCCAGGCGCCCCUCUGAGGAAUUUUCUAAAAGCCAUACUCCGGUGGGUCAAAGUGGGAGGAAGCCUUCCUUGCAGUGGGCUCUUGCACAGAGACACAUAACAGAGAAUCCGGGGGUUGGGGGGUGUAAUAGAUUGUGGAGCCCGUAGUGGAGAGGUGGAAAGAAAAGGACAAAUGGCCGGUCACAAGAUUAUUUCUGUUCAGAAAGGAAGGGUCUUGAAGAAAUCUCUUGGUUCCUUAGAGGAACAUAAUGGAAAGUGUACUGUACCUUCAGGGACUG